CUGAAACCGAAAGUGUCGAAAGUGUCGUGGUUUCGGCGCCCCGCUGAGAUUGAUUCACCUUCACCUGUGCGAGCCCUAGUGGAUCAGGUGGCAAUCCAGACAGGCAGUUGAACAUGAACGGAAGAGUGGAUUAUUUGGUCACAGAGGAAGAGAUCAAUCUGACCAGAGGGCCCUCAGGGCUGGGCUUCAACAUCGUCGGUGGGACAGAUCAGCAGUAUGUCUCCAACGACAGUGGCAUCUACGUCAGCCGCAUCAAAGAGAAUGGGGCUGCGGCCCUGGAUGGGCGGCUCCAGGAGGGUGAUAAGAUCCUCUCGGUAAAUGGCCAAGACCUAAAGAAUCUGCUACACCAGGAUGCUGUAAACCUCUUUCGUAAUGCGGGCUAUGCCGUUUCCCUGAGAGUGCAGCACAGGUUACAGGCGCAAAAUGGGCCUAUAGGACAUCGAGGUGAAGGGGAGCCGAGCAGUAUUCCUCUAGCUAUGGUGCUGGUGCCACUGUUUGCCCUUACCAUGGUAGCAGCCUGGACCUUCAUGAGAUACCGGCAACAACUUUGAAAAGCUUGCUUUCCUCUGGUGCUCCUGAUGAAGAUACCAUUUCUUCCUUUCUGUCAUCCUCCUCCCCUGCCAUUCUCCGAUAUCCUUCCCUCUCUCUACAUAGCUCACAGAUGAUUUAAAGAGACUGCUUCCCAACCAGAACCUUGCUGUUGAAAAUCUCCAAGUCCUCGUAUUCUGAUGGGAGAGUAAAGGCAUUGUUUGAAGGAAA
Molecule: messenger RNA, 759 nt
Organism: Molossus molossus (Pallas's mastiff bat)
Lineage: Eukaryota; Metazoa; Chordata; Mammalia; Chiroptera; Molossidae
Gene: SYNJ2BP
Product: synaptojanin 2 binding protein
Exons: 4
Coding region: 114-551 (145 amino acids)
Molecular function (GO): protein binding
Source: RefSeq, a predicted model, not a curated record